GCGUCGACCAUCCCAAGGGCCAGCGUUGCCGCCUGCGUCUGCGCCUGCGCGGCUCCAUCUGCUUCCACGAACCGGCCUGGGCCUGGUCCCCAAACCAUUAUGCGUUUUACCCUUACCCGCUCAUAUAUACGCGCCUUUACCACCGUUACCCGUCUCGCAUUGCUCUGCUCUGCUCUGCUCCCCGCCCACCAACGCCACAGGAUUUCGGGAGUGCCGUACCAGUUGGAGUGCCACUGCGUAGUGCGUAGUGCUCUGACUUUGAUGCGCUUAGCCACAGCCGGACAUGGCCUCCGCCGUCGCGAGUAACCUCCCUGCCGCCGCACCCCCCGCCGUUUCUUAUGGCUGGCUCAGUCCGCGCGUCUCGUUCAGCCGUGAUGCGGCGGCUGAGGAGUCAGUUAUGCCGUCUCCGGUUGUGGGCGCUGUGGCGGUGACCACGGUCACGCCGGAGCCCGCGAUCUCGAAGGACUUUAUUGACUUCGAGUUCAGUCUUGGUGGCUCCGCCACUAUGCUCCCGGCGGACGAGCUGUUCGCUGAUGGGAAGCUCCUGCCGUUGAGAAAGGCGGAGCCUUUGCCGGAUCCGGAGGCCGCGGCGCCCCCGCCGGCGCAGUCGGAGACAAUGCUAGCUCCGACGGAGCCGAUUAAACCCCUCCGCGCCUCCGCGGUCGCCGCGGCCGAUGGCGCCGACCCCUACGUGUUCUCGCCGAAGGCACCCAGCUGCUCGAGCCGGUGGCGCGAGCUGCUUGGGCUCAAGAGAGCGGCCGCGCAGAGCCCGAGCACGAAGCCCUCGCCGUCACCAGCGGCAGCGAAGACCCCCGCGAGGGCGACGAACUCGGCGGCGGCGAGGUCCCUCAAACUCCUCCUCCAGCGGAGCAAUGGUCGCGCAUCGGGCGCCGCGGUGUCGGACCUCGCCUCGGCGCCGCUCCUCCGCGACAGCUCCGACUCGGAGGCGUCGCUGUCCCUCGCCUCCUCCCGCUUCUCGCUGUCCUCCUCAUCGUCCUCCUCCGGCCACGACCACGACGACAUCCCCCGCCUCUCCCUCGACUCCGCCGACCCCAACCCUCCCCGCAUCCGCCUCGUCUGCUCCACCCACCAACGCCACUCCACCCGCGCCGGCUGCAGCCCCUCGCCCCCACCGCCCCCACGCUGCCUCUCCGUGGACUCCCCGCGCAUGAACUCGUCCGGCAAGAUCGUGUUCCAGGGCCUGGAACGCAGCUCCAGCUCCCCGUGCAGCUUACACGCCGCGUCCAAGUCCCGGUCCCGCGCGGUGGACCGGUCCUACUCUUCCGGCGUCCGCGUGGCACCGGUGGUGCUCAACGUGCCUGUGUGCUCGCGACCGGUGUUCGGGUUCUUCAAGGACAAAAAGGAGUCCAUCACAGCGAAGGACUCCACAGCGGCGGCGAGGUCCCGGUCGUCGCUGGGGCGGAAGGCGCCACCGCAAGGGUGGAGCGGCGAGCUGCCGAGAUCCUCCGGCUAAUUUGACUCUGUUUGACCGGGACCUUGUUUGUCUCGUUUGCAAAAGGGUUGUCAUUAUCAGAGGAUAGCUUGGUUUUAACUGAUUUUUGUUUGUUCUUUGAAGAUGCUGAGAAGGUCUAAUCAAUUAACUGUUCUUCCUUUUUUU
This is a messenger RNA of Phragmites australis (common reed), 1618 nucleotides long. RefSeq lists its product as uncharacterized. Bases 284 to 1474 code for a protein of 396 amino acids. The record is from RefSeq and is a predicted model, not a curated record. NCBI's taxonomy places the organism in Eukaryota, Viridiplantae, Streptophyta, Magnoliopsida, Poales, Poaceae. The transcript has a single exon.